This is a messenger RNA of Cataglyphis hispanica, 3714 nucleotides long. RefSeq names its product E3 ubiquitin-protein ligase SH3RF3-like (gene POSH). The record is from RefSeq and is a predicted model, not a curated record. NCBI's taxonomy places the organism in Eukaryota, Metazoa, Arthropoda, Insecta, Hymenoptera, Formicidae. The coding region runs from base 646 to 3384 and encodes 912 amino acids. The transcript has 15 exons. Gene Ontology annotation, molecular function: protein binding; metal ion binding.
GAUCGGAUCGCAAUAACAACAACGACAACAUCGGGGGUUCAUCGCGCGACAAUGACGCCGUCGAAGAUAAAUACAUGGAAACUCGUGGAACGUUCGCUACUACUUGCCGGAAUCGACGUGCGCGAUUGAUCGAUGUAGCUGCGAUGCGCGCGAGGCUGUCGCGGAGUGACAGCCGAGACAUUAAUCAAGCCAUCGGUUAACCGAAUAGAUUAAGCGCGAGCGCGCUUAUCUCUGGACACGCUUCUUCCCUCGUGUCAUUCGAACGAGCGCGAAGAAAAAGUAAGAAGAGGAAGAGAGCGAAAGGAAGAUAAAAAGAAUUAAAUUUUUGCACCGCACAGUACCGGAACUGCAAGCCGUUUCUCUACGCGAGAACGAGAGUGCAACGGUGGAUCGCGUGUCGCGUGUGUUCAAGAGAGACCGCCGGAAGGCGUGGAGCGGCAGGAAAGAGAGAGAGAGAGAGAGAGAGAGAAAGAAAGAAAGAGAAAAACGCGAGAAUUAGAUGUGGAGGAGGGAGUACGUUUCGAUAGAACGAGCGCGGGUGCAGCGACGAGGAAUCCGAAGAGCCGGAGUAAGUAAGUAGAUACCGACCGAUCAUCGGGUAGUGUGCGCGGUUCUUCGUGGGUGAAGGUGAAAUCCAUAGUCACGAUGGACGAGGGUGUGCUGAACGACUUGUUGGAGUGUUCGGUAUGCUUGGAGCGACUUGACACAUCCAGCAAGGUAUUGCCGUGCCAGCACACGUUUUGCAAAAAGUGCCUGGAGGAGAUUGUGAGCACUCAUCGCGAGUUACGCUGCCCGGAAUGCCGAGUGCUCGUGGACGCCAAGGUGGACGACCUGCCGCCAAACGUGUUGUUGAUGCGCAUCCUCGAGGGGAUGCGCAACGCCGCGCCGAAGAAUCAAGCCAAGUCCGCGUUGUCGAGGUCUUCCGGCGGCACCGCCGUGCCGCAACGGUUGUUCGGCGGCCACCAGGUCGCCCCGGCGCCGAUAGUGACCGCUAGUCUCACCCCCGCCAUCGCCAUCGCUUCCGAACCGGUGAUACGACAUUCUAAUGCCGCCGCUAAGCAAGUACACUUGCACAAUCAGGCUUAUGGAAGAGCGAUUUACGAUUACGUUUCCAAGGAGGCAGGUGAUUUGAGUUUUAAGAAGGGUGAUAUAGUCAUUCUUCGAAAGAAAAUUGACAAGAAUUGGUACUUUGGGGAAUGCGGCAAUAAUCAUGGUGUCUUUCCACUCUCUUAUGUUCAGGUGAUGACACCUUUAACGCCACAUGUACCUCAAUGUAAAGCACUAUACGAUUUUAGAAUGACGAAUGAUGAUGAGGAUGGUUGUCUAACCUUUAACAAGGGAGAAGUCAUCAGUGUUAUCAGAAGAGUAGAUGAAAAUUGGGCAGAAGGUAAACUCUUGGAUAGGAUUGGCAUCUUUCCAUUAGCUUUUGUAGAGCUGAAUAGCGUCGCUAGAGCUCUGAUGAAACUUUCUACUAAUGUACAGCCAGGACCGUCGAGAUUAGCUCCACCAACUCCAACGAACGAAGAAACCACGCCGUUAAUACCAACCGAUCAUACGCGUAAUGUGCAAACAACUAGCCAAUCUCGAUCACAAUUGGUACAAAAUGCCGCGUUACCAGUAUCCGAUUCUGUCUCAAAUGUCUCGUCUGGCGGCAGCUCUACAACUACUACUCCAAACACACCCAAUAGCUCGACGACGUCCAGCAGUUCCAGUACUGCUCCAAGCAGUCCUGGUAGUCCCGCGACAUCACCACCUGCAGUUGGGAAUAGACAUAACGUUAAACGUCAUAGUUUCACUGCCGUCAAUACAGGUCAUCAUGCUCAUCCCCAUCAUAGACAUAGCGCUGAGAUACUUAGUCCUCCAGUAGACAGUGCCCUUAAUAACGCCAAUAACAGUGGAGGCAAUGAAUCGUUUUCCCCUUUACAAGUCAACAGUUGUACAACAGAUCACAAUCUUCGUCAUAGACGAAGCGAUAGCAGCGAUCUUGUUCUUGCCCAGCAGAGUGUACCCGUUAAUCAGACUUCCAGUGUAUCUGGCGCAACGCAUUUACCAGCGGCGUACAUAGCACUAUAUCCAUACAAGCCUCAGAAAGCGGAUGAGCUCGAGUUGCGGAAGGGCGGCAUUUAUAUGGUGACGGAACGUUGUCAAGACGGAUGGUUCAAAGGAACGUCCAAUCGCACCCAGAAAUGUGGAGUCUUUCCUGGAAAUUAUGUUGCACCUGCUAAAUGUCAACGCGGACUGUGUCGCGGAUCGCCAAAUUCACCUAGCCAACAUCAAGUUUCGCCAUUAUCAAAUGCAGGAUCGAAUGCCGAGUCACGCUUGGCCGUGACAUACACGAAGAACAAAGGUCCCGCGCCGCAACCUUCAUAUAAUCCACGCGCACUGCCGCCACCUGAAUUACCGCCGCGCGCUAUCAGUCCUUCUUCGACGACUGUAUCUUCGUCCUGGCACGGCAAUGCUGGUCAGCCGAGUCAGGGACUAAAUCAGGAAACUAGUCCACCACGACACAGUGACCAAAACGUGAUCGCCAAUCCGCUCGGACGUAGUCAUAGCGUAGUGAUGACUUCAAAUAUCCCUUCGCCUGGUAAACAAAUCGCGGUGUCUUCAUCAUUACAACCGCCUGUGGGUCUCAAUACCGCUAAUGGCUGCAGCAGCGCUACUAUUUCCGCUCCUUCUUCUUCCGCGAGUGAUAUGAAUAGAAGCCCGAACAAUACUCUGCGAGUAGCAGCUAUUGCUCCGAACGCAGCUGCAGCUGCGUACAGAACCUCGGAAAAGCCAAAAGAAAAAAAGGAUAAAUGUGUUUCCUUGAUGCGACGUUUGACCAAUAUUAAAAAAUCCAAAUCACCUCCACCAGCAACAUAUUCCAUGGAUAAUCCUGUAUUCGACGACGGUAAUUCCGUCAAUCCGAUUCACGUUCGAUCAGGAUCUUGUCCAAGUCAGUUGCUACAGGUGAUACCUACACAGGAAUUAAAUACAUCAAACAGCCAACACCGCUUAUGUCCAGGCUCUGUGCAAGGGCACGUCACAUCUUCACAGAGACUGAAAUACAAAGAGAGACCCUCCUUACCAGUAUCAGUAAUUCAGAGAUCUGGUGAAUCUGGUGCAAUGGUUUGUCCCACUGUCGGAAAUCAUCAUCGUAAGAGUAACUCUUUAGAUGCUGGCAUGGGAAAACAAACAAAGCAACAGUCAUCGCGCGAUCGCGAUCGGGUAUACAGAUUCCGUUGUAUUGUACCGUAUCCACCAAAUAGCGAAUUUGAACUAGAACUCCGCGUGGGAGACAUAAUAUAUGUACAUAAAAAGCGUGAUGACGGAUGGUACAAAGGUACACAGCAACGCACUGGUCGUACAGGACUAUUUCCGGCAAGUUUUGUGGAAGCUUUCUGAGACCCAACGCAAAGUCGUUUAGUGUUAGAAACUUGUAUAUAAACUCGGCCUUUAGUACACGCGAUUAGAGGGGACAGGAGAUAGCAACAAGAACGGUCAGACAAAAGCUGCCUGCCUUGAUCGACUGGUUGGCAAAUUGCAAAGUAUCAAUCGAAGUUACAUCCGGAUGCUCGAAGAGAGAGAUACACAAGAGGGGAUGAUUUAUUAUAUAAGAACUAACAGGCAAACCAAUCCUGAGUUGAACAUAAUGCACAUUCACUAAAGUGUAUACGUGGUCAUAAUAAAUUUUUACAGUGGCUUUCAUCUUUCAGGAUUGAUCAGACAGAAUCA